GGCCUGCAGCAAGGGCCAUGAAAAGUGUGCCUUGUUGAUCCUGGGGGAAACCCAAGACCUCGGCCUUAUCAAUGCAAGCAACAGCGCGCUGCAGAUGCCCCUGCACAUCGCAGCACGGAACGGGCUGGCCGCUGUGGUGCAGGCGCUGCUGAGCCGCGGCGCCACCGUGCUCGCUGUGGAUGAAGAAGGCCACACGCCGGCCCUGGCGUGCGCCCCCAACAAGGACGUUGCCGACUGCCUGGCUCUCAUCCUGUCCACCAUGAAGCCUUUCCCGCCCAAGGACGCGCUCGGCUCCUUCAGCUUCAGCCUCCUCAACAACUGCGCCAUCGCCGCCAAAUCCGCCCCGGGCGGCGCCUGCGCCUACUCGCCCGAGCGCCACCGCCACCACCACCACCACGGCGCGCUGGGCUACUCCGAGURAMCSCGGAGUAACCCUGGAGUAACCSUGGAGURRCCCCGGAGUAACCCUGGAGUAACCCUGGAGCAGCCAAAUCCGCCCCGGGCGGCGCCUGCGCCUACUCGCCCGAGCGCCACCGCCACCACCACCACCACGGAGCGCUGGGCUACUCCGACCAAAUCCGCCCCGGGCGGCGCCUGCGCCUACUCGCCCGAGCGCCACCGCCACCACCACCACCACGGAGCGCUGGGCUACUCCGAGUGA
Messenger RNA from Malurus melanocephalus (red-backed fairy wren), 661 nucleotides. Its product is annotated as serine/threonine-protein phosphatase 6 regulatory ankyrin repeat subunit C-like. The record is from RefSeq and is a predicted model, not a curated record. NCBI's taxonomy places the organism in Eukaryota, Metazoa, Chordata, Aves, Passeriformes, Maluridae. Bases 95 to 661 code for a protein of 188 amino acids. Gene Ontology annotation, molecular function: protein binding. The transcript is spliced from 5 exons.